Anopheles darlingi is the source of this 3624-nucleotide messenger RNA. It is a transcript of the gene CRMP, whose product is annotated as dihydropyrimidinase. The record is from RefSeq and is a predicted model, not a curated record. Gene Ontology annotation, biological process: pyrimidine nucleobase catabolic process. Gene Ontology annotation, cellular component: cytoplasm; cytosol. Gene Ontology annotation, molecular function: dihydropyrimidinase activity. Bases 460 to 2268 code for a protein of 602 amino acids. NCBI's taxonomy places the organism in Eukaryota, Metazoa, Arthropoda, Insecta, Diptera, Culicidae. The transcript has 8 exons.
UCCACACACAAUUUUCGGUUCGGACGAAACGGACGUGUUUUUCAAACGGGCAGACGCAAUAGAAGUUUAAAGUUGUCCCCUUUCUCUCGCUAACAGCAGAGGCCAGAAACAGAGGCGGGAAUUCGCUGCGGGAAUUCACGCUGAGAAGUGAAAAAGCGUGUGAGUGGCGUGAAGUGCGUGAAGCCGGCUAUCGCCUUCCCUGAAAACCCUUAAAAAGUGGCACAAUACCAGUGAAUAGCAGAAGCACCGAACCGGUGUGCAGCGCAGAAGUCCCGAAGCUAAACAACAAGUGGAUCAAAAGUGUUGCAAUAGCGAUAGUUCCCUCCGAUACCAAGCCAAUCGGAAUCUGUGAGUGCACAAAAAAGUCCAUCAAAACAGGAAGGAAAAUCACAUCGCACCGGACAGCGUACGGUCGGACUUUGCAGCAGAGAGCAGCAGAACGAAGCGAACAGCAGGAAAAUGACAUCCCCAGCGCCAGCUCCGGUGAAGAAAGUGCCGAUUCAUCUGCAGAGUGCCCAGAAUCGUCUGUACAUCAAGCGCGGUCACGUCGUGAACCAUGAUGGAAUGCAACAGGCGGAUGUCUAUAUCGAGGACGGAACUGUGCGGUACGUGGGUUCCGGUGCGGACUUCGUAGUUCCCGGUGGAUGCCGUACGAUCGAUGCCACCGGUAAGCUCGUCAUUCCGGGUGGUAUCGAUCCGCAUACACACUUUCAGCUCGAGUUCGGUGGUACCGUAUCAGUGGAUGACUUCUACAAGGGUACGAAGGCAGCCGUCGCCGGUGGCACAACUACCAUCUUGGACUUUGUGCUGCCGAAGAAGGGCGAAUCGUUGCUCGAGGCGUACGAUGCCUGGCGUGUCCGGGCCGACCCGAAGGUGGUCUGCGAUUAUGGGCUGCACGUCGGCAUCACCUGGUGGUCGAAGUCGGUGCGGGACGAGAUGAAGAUACUGUGCCAGGAGCGGGGUGUCAACUCGUUCAAGUGCUUCAUGGCCUACAAGGGCCUGUACCAGCUGAACGAUUCCGAGCUGUACGAAGUAUUCGAGACGUGCAAGGAGCUCGGUGCGGUCGCGAUGGUGCACGCCGAGAACGGGGACAUUAUCGCGAAGAACGUCACCAAACUGCUGGCCGACGGUGUAACCGGACCCGAGGGCCACGAACUGUCUCGCACCGAGGAGGUCGAAGCGGAGGCCGUCAAUCGCGCCUGCGUCAUUGCGCAUCAGGCCCAGUGUCCACUGUACGUCGUUCAUGUGAUGAGCAAAUCGGCCGGUAUCGAAGUGGCCCGUGCCAGACGCCGAUACAAUGCCACCGGCAUCUUCGGUGAAACCCUAGCGGCUGCCGUUGGUACCGAUGGGACGCACUAUCACGACCAAUGUUGGCACCAUGCAGCCGCCCACGUUCUCAGCCCACCGCUGAGACCCGAUCCUACCACGCCGGAGUUCCUAAUGAAGCUGUUGGCUCAGGAUGACCUGCAGACGACUGGCAGUGACAACUGCACCUUUAACCGCAAUCAGAAGGAGCUGGGCCUGAAGGACUUCUCCAAGAUACCGAACGGUGUCAAUGGCGUCGAGGAUCGGAUGUCCGUGGUCUGGGAGAAGGGCGUCCAAACGGGACUGAUCGAUCCGCAGCGCUUCGUCGCUAUCACUAGCACGAACUCGGCCAAGAUCUUCAAUUUGUACCCGCGCAAGGGUCGCAUUGCGCCCGGUUCCGAUGCCGAUCUGGUCGUCUGGGAUCCGAAGGCGGUCCGGACGAUUUCAGCCUCGACGCACCAUCAGGCGUGUGACUUUAACAUCUUCGAGGGCAUGAAGUGUCACGGUGUGCCCGAAUUCGUGAUUGUCCGUGGUCGCGUGUGCGUGGAGAACGAUCUGAUUCGUGUUGCCGAGGGCCAGGGUACGUUCCUUGAGACACCCGUCUAUCCAUCGUUCGUGUAUGAUGCAAUAAACGGGGUUAAGCACGAAGAGACGAGCGACGAGAAGCACGCACGGAACGGGCUGCAGAAUCUGGACUUCCACCAGAAGUCUUCCGGCCACGAUCUGGACAUACCGGAUCCGUACGCACUGCCGGACAAGUACAUUCCCGGGCCGGCACUAAGCGUGAUCUCGGGUGAUUCCCAGAUCAGCACACCUCACAGUGCGCGCGGACAUCGUCCCGAUGGAACCAAGAACAUGCAGGAGUCAACCUUCUCCAUCAGCGAGGAGCUCGACAAAUCGGAGAACCGUUCGUGCAUUCGCGUUAGAGCACCGCCUGGUGGAAAAUCGUCCGGUUUCUGGUAGAUCGGUCACCUCGGUCCCACUGGCUCUUCCGGUACGGACGCGGACGGUAGGCACAGUUACCUCAACGCUAGCAACCUCCAACCUUCCAAAGACACACAGCACACGUACCAAAAGGUGGCAUCCAUCGACAACAUCACUCCACGGGACUGAGCUGGGUACCGGCGAGCAAAGGAAGAAAGUGAUCGCGAACCGAACCGAAGUGAAUGUUUGCGCCAAGGCCGGGUCAAGGCAUUCUACAGUACAACCCAUAUCGUAACAACGUUUCGACCGACGGUGGACAGCUCAGUCCGGGAUGCCCGAAGAUUAUCAAUCAGAAGAAUCAACGUGAAUCAAUAAUAUUCAGUACAUAAUUUGCUCGAGGUUGAACGUUUUUUUGUUUUUGGGAGGAGAGUCGAAAAUCGGAUGUACUUUACAAUUGAUUAUGUGUUAGACGAACAAUGUAUAACCAAAGCCAGAAAAGGGAGAAAAAAGAUUUAUUUAUUUUGCAAUGCAUCGCUAGGAAAGGACUACCUUUUCCGUUACGUUCGCAGUAAUCAUUCACUGAUUAUGAGCAAACCUUCUCGGGAAUCCCAACGGGAAACGAUUUAAUUGAAAACCUAUCUACCGGAGAGACGAGAGAAGGUUUUAGGAAAUGUGCAAUCAUGAGCCUAGGAUUAGUGUUGGCAUAUAAUCAAACACAACUUUGCUUCUUUCACGCACAAUGUCCUGCUAGCUUCGAGGGAGAGAGAAUGACCAUGCGUGUGCUUGUGGGUGUGAUGGGUGAAUGAGUAAGAAGGUACGGUGAUGAGGCACUAAUGCUCUAUAAGAAUGCACAAGACAAGAUUAAGGCUACGAUGCAAAAUUCUCAACUAAAAUGCAAAGUGGACUCGAAAAUUGAAAGAUAAAUGGAAGGAUCGGAAAGUGCUUGUAUAACCUUAUACUGUAGCUAGGAAUUGAGGAGCCUAAUCCAAUCGGAAAACCAAUUCUUAACGAAAACGAGCUGGCUGGUAAAUGUUUGCGGGACCGAACGUAUCUGUGGUUUGGAUUUUGGAGCUACUUUUUGCGUCUUGUACUUCCUGUUACUAUCACGCAGCGUGUACUAGCUGUUGCUUGCGCUGUUAGACUACUAGAGCCCGAAAGCCUUGGUUGCCGAUUUGCUCUUCGUAAACCGCUAUUAGCCCCAAAUUUACACUAACUAUUAAAAAAAACCGUGUUUACUCGUAGUGUGUAUGGUAAGCGUAUGAAGCCGGAAUGGAAUCCAACAAAAAGAAAAAAAAGAAAACGUAUGAUUUGAAACGUUUAACCCUUGUAUUGGAACCGGAACAUAAGGUUAUAGUAAUAAAGUCUACCGAUGAUAGAUGAAGCAGCAGCUGUUCU